ACGCUUCUCUUUCCAUAAACCCCGUGACAUCCAAAACAACAUAACAAAGUAGGGGAAACAUGGCGAGCGGAGAGGAGGCCAGAAGACACCCCUCGGUUACCUCCUCUUCGGUCGGGCUGGAGUCUCUGUUCCCCGCGGGGUCUUCGGAGCAGGCCGGCGGGGACGUGAACCCGGAGCUCGUCCGCCUGAAGGAGCGUCUCCAGGGCUGGCUAUCGCAGUACGAGCCGCCGCUGCUGUGGGUGCAGAGGCUGCUGGUGUGGGAGAGGCCGUUGUACAGCAUCUGUGUCGCCCUGACACUCAACACAUUAUUCUGGCUCCUGUCGUCCACCUCCCUGCGGCCUCUCUUCCUGCUCAGUGUGUCCCUGUUGGGACUCAUGCUGCUGGAGAGAUGGAAGCCCAAGUUGCCCAUCAUUACCGUUCAACACGCAGAGGCUCACCCCGUGCAAAGGUGUGUAGUCGAGGAGCAGCAGCGUCUGCUCAGCAUCCCUGAACUCAGUCACCACCUGGCGGAGAGCUACCUGACCUGCUGCCUGUACCUGCAGGAGACGCUGCAGUACAAGAGGCAGAACCACGGCAAGUUCUGCGUGAUGAUGUGCAGCGGCUCUUUCGCGCUCGCCGUGGUGGGACAUUAUGUGCCUGGAAUCAUGAUCUCCUAUAUCAUAGUGCUGAGCGUGCUGCUAUGGCCUCUGGUUGUGUACCAUGAGCUGAUCCAGAGGAUGUACACGGGCCUGGAGCCCAUCCUCAUGAAACUGGACUACAGCAUGAAAGGCGACACAGAGCACCGCAAGCACGACAAGCGGAAGGUGAAGAAGGAGGUGGAGGAGGGCGACGAGCCGAGAGCUGAAACGGAGAGUGAGAGUGAGGAGGAGCUGUCGUGUUUCGCCCCGACGGUGGAUGUGAAAACCACCGCCCUGGCGAUGGCGAUCACAGACUCGGAGCUGUCCGAUGAGGAGGCGUCCAUCUUGGAGAGCGGCGGGUUCUCAGUUUCCAGAGCCACCACUCCUCAACUCACCGACGUCUCUGAAGACCUGGACCUGCAGAGUUUACACAGCGACCCCGACGAGUCCUACCUGAAGGAUCUUCCUGAGUUCCCCUCAGUCGAGGAGUUCCCGUCCAUGGAGCACAACCUUCUUCACUUCCCCCUGCGCGGUCAGGCGGACGGAGCCCAGGCCGGCGCUCCGUCAGAGGGGGAACCUUUGAGCCCGGCCAGCCUCCUCAUCCAGCACCUCGCCUCUCCGCUGCAUUUUGUGAACACGCACUUCAACGGACAUGGACGACCACCUGGAAGCGAGGGGGGGAUGUCGCCUGUGUCGAGUGGAGCAACGGUGGCAGCGGGGAGCGAGGAAAAGGAGAAGGUGGAGGAGGAGGAGGAGGCUGCAGUUACCCAGGAUGCACAGCGGUCUUUGGAGGCCUUGAGCGAGGAGAUCGUGAGCACGGCUAUCUCCACUGUGGUGCAGAACACUCUGUCAGCCCUGCUGCGCUCCACGGAGGCCAGCGAGGACCCCGCCUUGGCCGAGUUCCUUCCCACUGAAACCCCACCCAGUGCUUUGGAGACCUCCACCCAGCCCGCCGCCGCCGCCGACUCCGCCGCUCACACUACAGUCACUACAUUAGGGCCGCUAGGGGCUGACGAGGACCUGGAUGAGGGAACAGGGAGCGGCGUGGGAGAGGAGAUACCUGAUGACACACUGGUUCCAACCGAGGACGAGGACUUUGAGCUUCUGGACCAAAGUGAACUGGAGCAUUUUGAUGAGGGGCUGGACCUCGGCUCUGACAGACAGGGGGUGGGAGGAGCCUCAGAGACACCUCCAGCCAAUCAGCAUCAACCACAGUCAUAGCUUCCCCUUUUCCUGCCCUGCCCCCACCUCCUACCGUUUUGUUUUUGUUUGUACGUUAGAACUACAUUAUAUUCAUACAUACUAUAUACAAAACAUUUAUCAAAGAGUUCAGAGUUUAAUACUGUUGGUUGGUUGAAAUGAAGCGACGCUCUGCUUUGACGUUACAAGGGUAGACCCUCACUAUAUCAUGAUCAUCAGCCUAUUUGAUGUAAGUCCAAUAACGGCGCAGCGUUGGUGUGCUCACCUAAACACACACAAUCUAAAACAGAUCAUGGAAUUGCAGUUACAGGAGAGUUAUUCAUUCUGCGUUCUUGUAGUAUCACAUUCAACGAGAGCAGCUUAAAGGCACAACUGGCUAAAUGGAGAGAGGGGGGAGGGGGCAGCAAAGCAUUUUACAUGAGGUUCUUCUUGAUAAUCUAGCAGACGAGUUACAAUAAUGAUGCCUUUCUUUUCUUCGGGAGAGCGUAAAAGGGGGAAUUCUAGUAUUUUUAAACCAUGGAAACAAAGGGCAUAAACUAUGUGAAUCUCCUCUCGUUGAUUGCUUCAGCCAGCAGCAGUGAAACAGGCCGCACUGGCUGUAAACGUAUCCCUACAGGCAAAUGCACUUAGUUAAAGUCCACUAAAAGUCUUUGCAUUGGCCGCUGACAGGCUCUGAUUGUUACCUGAAGUGUCUGCUCACCUGUGUUGCAGCUGCAUGAACUGGCCUCACACAGCCAGCCUUGGUUCUAAAAUACUGGACUUCCCCUUCUUCCCAUCCACCUUGUUUUGGUUCAGAAGCAGAUGUUUAUAAAGAUGGUGUUACAAAGAGUUGAAACGUCGGGUUAUAUAACUAUUAAUAUAUGCUAUAAAUUAUUUAAUUUAAAGAUCAGUCGAUGACACUUUAAUGUUGGGGAGUUAAAAAACAAACAAAAGCAAAUUGAAUCCAUUGAGUUACCCGUUCUGAUUGUAUGAUGAUAGUUUUAAUGAUGGCCGUGCAGGUUGGACAUGUAGUGACGUUUAUUAUCCUUCACUUAAUCCCAGGGUCUCCAUGGUUACAGGUCAGGACGGAAACAUUGGUGGUCUUUCACUUGUUGCCUGAAAACGGAAACUUGACAUUGUUGGAUGUUGACAAGUCGUAGAUCUUUAAGUACACACAGAAGUGUUCCUGAGUUUCCUCGCCGGGAUUGAUGCCUCAUUUUUGUUUAGAUUUGUGAACAGAUUUCAUUUCAUUCAUCCAGUCUGAACGUAACUGACUAAUGGGCUACACCUUUGUUGGACAACACAGGCUUCUUGUAACUGUACAGUCAUCACUGGGAUAUGUAAAUUGAACUAAUAACCUCCUUCGUGCCACGACAAGUCCAUGCAUGCCGUGCAUCACGCAUGUAUCCACCACGAUCAAUAUCUGAGGUCAAGAGUUUUCCUUUUCGCAGAGCUGCUUCUUUUUGAUCUGUUUUCUCGGAGACAAAACGCGGUGACGCUUGCAAAAAGAAAAGCCGACUGUAAAGAGGCCCUUUUUGCUUUUUUUGGAAACCACUCAGCAUCCAAAUCUCAGGGGUGGGUUGUACAAAUUGAACAUAGCAUCGCAGAAUAUGUUUCCCGACUUGUCGUAGUGCGUUGUAUUUGUACUAACCUUUCCUUUUCCAGUCGAUGCCUCCUUGUGUAUAGUGUAGAAACAUGUAUAUUCUGCAUGUAAAAACAGCACUCUGUUCCAAGUUCUCCUCGUCGACUGACAAAGUUUCUGCACAAUUUGUGAGAAAAUCAAUUUGAAUGUUUCAGGUUUAAAAAAAGAAAAGAAAAGCCCAUGCAUUCAGUUACCGAGCAGGGGAAUCCGAGCUUUGAUGUGUCCUCUGUUUAUGACAGAAACCAGUGAUGACACCCCGUUUAGAGACGGACAUUAACAGACUAGUUUGUGUAUGGUAGUAGUGUGAUAUAUGCUUAAAAAAAUACUGCUUCUUGAACUAUAUAAAAAGGCACUUACUGAACUGUACAAUUUUAAAAAAGGAAUAUAUUUUCUAAUUUCUCCUUUUUCCAUAAAGUACUCAGUUUGAUCUUUUACAUCUAUAAAAACUAUAAAGGCAUUCGGAUGAGUUUCACACAGCGGGAAAAGUUUAAUGUCUUUAAACUGGUCAAAAUAAAAACUGCAAACUCCACGUGUUGAAAGUCAGAGAAAUAAAAGGACAAACUGAAACAAA
Labrus mixtus (cuckoo wrasse) is the source of this 4009-nucleotide messenger RNA. It is a transcript of the gene retreg2, whose product is annotated as reticulophagy regulator family member 2. The record is from RefSeq and is a predicted model, not a curated record. Bases 60 to 1838 code for a protein of 592 amino acids. The transcript has 9 exons. Lineage: Eukaryota; Metazoa; Chordata; Actinopteri; Labriformes; Labridae.